Molecule: messenger RNA, 1466 nt
Organism: Lolium rigidum
Lineage: Eukaryota; Viridiplantae; Streptophyta; Magnoliopsida; Poales; Poaceae
Product: anthocyanidin 3-O-glucosyltransferase-like
Exons: 2
Coding region: 1-1371 (456 amino acids)
Molecular function (GO): UDP-glycosyltransferase activity
Source: RefSeq, a predicted model, not a curated record
AUGGCGCCGCCGCACGUCGCCGUGGUGGCCUUCCCCUUCAGCUCCCACGCAGCCGUCAUGCUCUCCUUCGCGCGCGCCCUCGCCGCCGCCGCGCCGGACGGGACGGCCCUCUCCUUCCUCACCACCGCCGACUCCGCCGCGCAGCUCCGGAAAGCCGGCGCGCUCCCGGGCAACCUGCGCUUCGUGAAGGUCGCGGACGGGCUACCGUCCUCUUCAGGGGAGGCGCCAAUGCUGCCCCCGCCGCGCCGGAUGGAGCUCUUCAUGGCGGCGGCCGAGGCCGGCGGGAUCAGGGACGGGCUCGAGGCGGCGCAAGCCUCCGCGGGCGGCGCCAGGGUGACCUGCGUCGUCGGGGACGCGUUCGUGUGGAUGGCGGCCGAGGCCGCCGCCGCCGCCGGCGCGCCGUGGGUGCCCGUCUGGACCGCCGCGUCCUGCGCCCUCCUCGCGCACCUCCGCACCGACGCGCUCCGCCAGGACCUCGGCGAUCAGGCCGCGAGCAGAGCCGACGAGCCGCUCACCGCGCACGCCGGCCUGGGCGGCUACCGCGUCCGGGACCUCCCCGACGGCGUCGUCACCGGCGACUUCAACUACGUCAUCAGCCUCCUCCUGCACCACAUGGCGCAGCGCGUCCCCAAGCACGCCACCGCCGUCGCGCUCAACACCUUCCCGGGCCUCGACCCGCCGGACCUCGCCGCGGCCCUCGCGGCCGAGCUCCCAAACUGCCUCCCACUCGGCCCCUACCACCUCCUCCCCGCCGCCGAGUCAGCCGCCAACGACGAAACACCGUCCGACCCGCACGGCUGCCUCGCCUGGCUCGACGCCCACCCGGCGCGGUCCGUCGCGUACGUCAGCUUCGGCACGGUCGCCUCGCCGCGGCCGGACGAGCUGCGGGAGCUCGCCGCCGGGCUGGAGGCGAGCGGCGCGCCGUUCCUGUGGUCGCUGCGCGAGGAGUCGUGGCCGCUGCUCCCGGCGGGGUUCCUGGACCGCGCGGCGGGGCUGGUGGUGCCGUGGGCGCCGCAGGUCGGGGUCCUGCGGCACGCGUCGGUCGGCGCCUUCGUGACGCACGCCGGCUGGGCGUCCGUGCUGGAGGGCGUGUCCAGCGGCGUGCCCAUGGCGUGCCGGCCCUUCUUCGGCGACCAGACCAUGAACGCGCGGUCCGUGGCCACCGUCUGGGGCUUCGGCACGGCGUUUGACGGCCCGAUGACGCGCGGCGGCGUGGCAAACGCCGUGUCGACGCUGCUCCGUGGGGAGGAAGGCGAGAGGAUGAGGGCCAAGGCGCAACAGCUGCAGGCCAUGGUGGGCGAGGCGUUCCAGCCCGACGGCGGCUGCAGGAAGAACUUCGAUCAGUUUGUCAAGAUAGUCUGUAGCGUGUGAUCUCUUAUACUAGCACAAAAUAGGCUUUUCUAUGGAUCAUAUGAGUUGUGUCGUUUUGAUUUCUUACAAGUUUUAUGAAUGUUCCUGUUGGCUUA